Messenger RNA from Exophiala spinifera, 1071 nucleotides. RefSeq lists its product as uncharacterized. Bases 1 to 1071 code for a protein of 356 amino acids. Lineage: Eukaryota; Fungi; Ascomycota; Eurotiomycetes; Chaetothyriales; Herpotrichiellaceae. The transcript has a single exon. The record is from RefSeq and is a predicted model, not a curated record.
AUGGCCUCGGAAACGCUGCUUCUGCCUCUGCCACACGCACAAGAACAUGGCUUCUUCACCAAGGUCGAGCCCUUUGUUGACGCUCCUCCUGCGCCUCGCUUUGACCCUUCCGUCCACCUCUGCUUCGAACCGCCCAAAGCCCUGGUGACCCUGAAAGAACUUCUGCUUUCGGAAACAGAUGCCAUCUCUCCCGUUGCCAUCACGGAACCCUUUCCCUUGUUCACGCUUGAAGGCGUCAGGCAGAUGCGGGCCGAUCUGUUUCGCAAAGAGGUUGUUGAGAAACACGGGAACCGGACACUGCCGCAUUGCUACAAAAUGAGGGGAUAUUCCAAGGACACUCCCUUUGUGGACUCGGUCUGGCGGAGUGAAGCGGUGCUUCAAGCAUGUUCGCAGGCUGCAGGUGUCGAUUUAGAGGUCGUGUUCGACUACGAGAUUGCACAUCUCAACGUCCAGGUGGACGCGCUCGAGGACGACAUGCCCUUGGGCGACGCUCUGCCGCCUGCGUUUCCGCCGAGCCAGUCUACUUUGCCCAAGGCAGCUCCUGUCGAUCACACAGACGAGCUGGCUUCGGUCGGACUGUGGCACAAAGACUCAUACCCUUGGGUCUGCGUCUGCAUGCUCUCCGACCCCAGUAACAUGGUGGGCGGAGAGACGGGGCUCAGGAGAGGUGACGGGUCGAUCGCCAAGGUCAGAGGGCCCGGAGUCGGUUGGGCCGUCAUGAUGCAGGGAGGCUGUAUUGAACAUAUUGCCCUCAAGUCUGCCGGAACGGGCGAGCGCGUCACCAUGGUCACUUCAUUUCGUCCUCGCGACCCAAAUCUUUCCGAUGUUUCCAACCUGGGCAAUGUCAAGAAGAGCAGCGACUGGGACCAGCUCUUCAAGCAGUGGUCCAUGUACCGCCUGGAAGUUCUUGAGAAGCGAGCACAGUUGCUGAGAGAGGAAAUCGGCCGUGGAUCACCUACGGGCCCUCAGAUCGCUGAGAUGAUGAGCAAAUGGAACGACGAGCAGUUUGCCUAUAUGAACCAUACUGCGCUGGAGAUGACGGGCGACGGCAAUCCAGGAUCUCAAUAUUAA